UAUCAACACCCUUUCAUUCCGACACGAUCCCCCAAAACACCAAUUCCCAGGUGAACGAGGGCAUGAGACGUCAUGCGAUGGCCGCCAUGGGCUUCCGAAACGCAAGCCCAAAAACAACACAAUGAGCAAAGCAACCCUAAGAACUGGAACGAAUCCCUCAACGCAAUCGACUGGGCUGCAUUCACCGAAACCCGGACCCUUAUCCCCACUCUCAUCCUCACAACAGGGAUCGUAGGCGCACUACAAAUCCACCGCCUAUAUCUACGCCGAUUCCCCGACGCCGUCAGCAUCUCGCCCUCCUACUUCCGGAAGAGGACCAUCCUCGGCCAGGUGACGAGCGUUGGCGACGGCGAUGGAUUCCGACUAUACCACACGCCCGGAGGCAGACUGGCGGGGUGGGGAUGGUUGCCGUGGAAGAAAGUUCCGACGAACAAAAAGGAACUGAGGGAUAAGACGAUCUCUGUUCGGUUGGCUGGCGUGGAUGCGCCGGAAAUGGCGCAUUUCGGUCGCCCGGAGCAGCCAUAUGCUCGCGAAGCCCAUCAAUGGCUGACGUCGUAUGUUCUCAAUCGUCGUGUUCGGGUCUUAGUGCAUCGUCAGGAUCAGUAUCAGCGUGUGGUGGCUUCUGCAUAUACGCGCCGAGCGCUUGAUUUCCCGAUUCCGUUUCGUCGCCGAGAUGUAUCGUAUGAGAUGUUGACGCGGGGAUUGGCUACCGUGUAUGAGGCGAAGGCAGGCUCGGAAUUCGGAGGCCCAGAUAUGGAGCGAAAAUACAGGGAGGCAGAGUCCAUAGCCAAGCGGAAGGGUACAGGCCUGUGGAAGGGGUAUCGUCGCAAUCGCGCUGGGUGGGAAAGUCCACGGGACUAUAAGACUCGUAUGGGUUCAGAGGAGCAGUCGCAGAAUAAAUGAAACAGUAUAGGGGGGUAGGGUUGUGGUUUAGAAAGUAAGCUAAAAGGUAUGUGUCUGUACGUUUAUGUCCGUACUUUUGAUGAAGGUAUAUAUCCUGAUUACGACAUGGCAACGAAUUGAUCUAAGGCAUAGCAUGGUUAAUAUGAAUGGUGGUUUUUUAUUAUUUUUCUUUUCCAUU
Messenger RNA from Aspergillus alliaceus, 1081 nucleotides. Its product is annotated as thermonuclease family protein. Gene Ontology annotation, cellular component: mitochondrion; cytoplasm. The transcript is spliced from 2 exons. The record is from RefSeq and is a predicted model, not a curated record. The coding region runs from base 73 to 903 and encodes 276 amino acids. NCBI's taxonomy places the organism in Eukaryota, Fungi, Ascomycota, Eurotiomycetes, Eurotiales, Aspergillaceae.